Volvox carteri f. nagariensis is the source of this 1350-nucleotide messenger RNA. It is a transcript of the gene mitc3, whose product is annotated as mitochondrial substrate carrier. Gene Ontology annotation, cellular component: mitochondrial inner membrane. The coding region runs from base 1 to 1350 and encodes 449 amino acids. Gene Ontology annotation, molecular function: S-adenosyl-L-methionine transmembrane transporter activity. NCBI's taxonomy places the organism in Eukaryota, Viridiplantae, Chlorophyta, Chlorophyceae, Chlamydomonadales, Volvocaceae. The transcript has 6 exons. The record is from RefSeq and is a predicted model, not a curated record.
AUGGCGACUUUACUUCAAACGGACGUUUCGGCGGGUCCUGGGAUUCUUCAGGAGUCCGUCCGCAAGAUUCGACCGCCUCUGCGACCGCACCAGCAGCGGUACCAACAGGGCCUAGAUAUAGACCAGGAGGACCCGUCAGGGAAGGCGGCAGACGCGGGUACCAGGGGGGUCGACAUUGCGGAGUCCGACACCGGGGGUCCUUCAUUACUGCGGGCUGCUACCGUUUUGGCGGGUGCCCUAUCUCGUACGGCAGCCCAGGUAGCCAUUCACCCUCUUGACACGCUCAAGACCCGGAUGCAGGUUCGGUUGCCUGCACCUCAGUUACGAGUGUGGCGAGCUGUUAUGUCGUGUCCUGCCACCCGCCCCCGGGCCGUCGCUGCCUGGGCCGGCGCCGCGGGUGUGCGGGACCUGCUGCUGGGGCUGGGGGCCUCCGUGGCCGGGGUGCUGCCCUCCUCAGCUUUGUACUUCGCAGUGGAGCCGCGAAUUCGCGGCUGGCUGGGUCGAGUGCUGGGGGCAGACAAGGAGGCUCCUAUGUGUCGUCUGGCGGCCUCCGCCGCCGCCGCCUCAUUGUCGGCCUUCAUUCGGGUACCUGCUGACGUCAUCAAGCACCGAGUCCAGAUUGUCAUUCAGUUUACUGUCUACCGUCAACUGAAGGACAUGAUGGAGCGCAGGAACGCUGAUGGCGGCGGCGGCGGCGCAGCCGCUGCCGCCACCGUGUCAGCGCCGAUGUUGGCGGCGGCGGCGGAGCAUUUGGUGCUUGGUGGUGCCGCCGGCGCCGUCGCCACACUGGCGACCACGCCGUUGGACGUCAUUAAGACGCAGCUGCAGUGCGGCUCGGCGACGUCGGUGCCGGCGGCGGUAGCGCAGGUGCUACGUGCGAGCGGACCCGCGGGCCUGUUUGGCGGGCUGACGCCACGGCUGCUGCAGGCGACACUCUGUUCGGCACUGUUUUUUAUGUGCUUCGAGGCGAGCAAGGCGCACCUGGGUGGUUUCGACGCCACGGCGGCGCCGGCGGGGACGCAAAUGCAGCCGCCUGCAGUGGCAGCGACGGCGGCAGUGGCGUUGACGCCUGAGGCGGCGCCGGUCCUGCGGCCGUUGGCGCAUGGCUGCUUGAUGCCACCGCCGCUGCUGCCGUCGGCGUCGCUGUGGCAGCGUCGGUCAGAAUGGCCAUGGCGCAGUGACGGCGUUGACGGCCGCAGCGGCGGCGCCGCCGCCACGACCGCCGCUGCGAGCACGCAUUGUUGGUCUGGCGGCAGGCCGCGGGGCACUGGCGGCGCGUUGACACCGGUUGCAAUCUACGCAUACGCUUAUGCGGGUGCAGCGGCGCCGGCGGCGGCAAUUCACCGUUGA